CAUCAGCAGCGACAGCGCGACUCUCCCUCCAGCGAGCCCUCAGCAGUGCACCUUCCCUUCCAAAGCGAACCAACCACUUGGCGAGCCCCGCUGCGCAUCAGCAUCGCCAACCGCAGCUUCCCUCUGGCUAAGCGCAGCGCAAGGGCGACCGCACUGACGUCGCUCUUCUCCAUUGGCCCUGGCCGGCAGCACAUGCCCAAGACAGCUAUAUAAAGGCACCCCGGCCCGCGCCCCACUGCUCCGCCUCUGCUUUGCUUUGGUGCCUUUUCUGUGAAGCCUCCUCAGCUCGGAUCUUCUCUUUCCCGGCGGCGCGACUUCUUAGCAUCUCCGGCUCGGCGCAAUGGCUAACGCAGACGCUUUCUUAGGCAAAUGGAGCCUGAUCUCCAGUGAAGGUUUUGAGGAUUAUAUGAAGGAAUUAGGCGUGGGUAUGGCAAUGAGAAAGAUGGGAAAUAUGGCCAAGCCAGAUGUUAUCAUCACCAAGAAUGAUGAUACUUUCACAGUCAAAACUGAAAGCACUUUCAAGACUUCAGCAUUCAGCUUCAAGUUAAAUGAAAAAUUUGAUGAAAACACAAUAGAUGGCCGAAAAACUCAGACCCUCAUCACUUUAGAUGACAACAAUGUAUUGACCCAGGUCCAGCAAUGGGAUGGCAAAGAAACCACAAUAACAAGGAAGAUAGAAGAUGGGAAACUGAUAGUUGAAUGUGUCUUGAAUGGUGUCAAAUGUACUCGUGUUUAUCAAAAAGUAUGAAGAGCUUGAUGUCUAUGUUGGAAAGUGGCAGAUUAUUCUCGAUAGAGGACUAGUCCGUAUUUUUUCUUUUUUCUUUUCUUUCUAAACUAGAUUU
Molecule: messenger RNA, 842 nt
Organism: Notechis scutatus (mainland tiger snake)
Lineage: Eukaryota; Metazoa; Chordata; Lepidosauria; Squamata; Elapidae
Product: fatty acid-binding protein 5-like
Molecular function (GO): lipid binding
Source: RefSeq, a predicted model, not a curated record